Molecule: messenger RNA, 2524 nt
Organism: Larimichthys crocea (large yellow croaker)
Lineage: Eukaryota; Metazoa; Chordata; Actinopteri; Sciaenidae
Product: E3 ubiquitin/ISG15 ligase TRIM25
Exons: 8
Coding region: 260-1693 (477 amino acids)
Molecular function (GO): protein binding; zinc ion binding
Source: RefSeq, a predicted model, not a curated record
CACUGGGGGGUAUAAACAGGAAGUGUAACGUUGCCAUGGAGUCCGAUGUUAGAUCUGGGUAGAGAUUUGUUAAUUCAUGGACUGUGUGGUUAAUAACAUGUAAAACAUUCAGGACGACACCUCUGCUGCGUUUCUUACUUAAUAUUUUUUACAUUUUGGUGAACCAGCGCCAUGGAAAGUCAUGCUAAAGUAGCUAUUAGCACGUCCUGUUUUCACUGUAACCAUGGAUGCAGACUGAGUCUUUGAAAAGGAGGGAUCAAUGGAAGGGACAGAGAAAACAAAGCUUGAGGAGAUGCUGACGUGCCCAGUGUGCCAGGACAUCUUUAAGGAUCCCCGGCAGCUGCCUUGUGGACACAGCAUGUGUAUGAGCUGUCUGGAAAACAUGAUGGAUCACACCUCAGACAUGCCCUUCCGUUGUCCAGACUGUAGAGGGUACUUUGGACAUACCAUUGCUGUACAGAAGAGCUACGCACUGGCCAACAUCGCAGAGGACUUCAGGGUGAACAGGAGGAGCAGGGAUGAGCAGAAAAAACAUGUGUACUGUGACUGCUGCCUGGAGAAAAAAACUCUGGCCAUGAAAAUGUGUCUGAAGUGUGAGGUGGCGCUUUGCAAAGAGCAUGUCAAAGACCACCUGGAGCUACCGGUGUUCACGGGACACCCCUUGGUCAACCCUCUGGGUGACCUCCUGAAGAGGAAAUGCCCAGAGCAUGAAGACGAGGUGUUGAGGUACUACUGCAACUCGUCCAGACGCUACAUCUGCAACGUGUGUGCCCUAGAGACCAAGCAGCAUACCUUGGCCACUGAGGCUUCCACUGUCCUGAGGAGACAGCUUACUGAGUACAUGGACCAGCGUUUCGAAAUGCUUAAGGAGCAAAUGACAGAAUCUAACGAGUCUGUAAAAAAACUACAAGAAGACAUCCGACGUGAAAGACAUAAAGGGAACCUUGCCGACUCACCGGUCAACAGCGUGACAGUGGUGCUGCUAUGUCUGUGGUUCAUUGUUCUGUAUUAUGCCUACAACUACUCUGUGGAAAACCAGACGUUAGCAGAAGCGCUGGACAAGCAGCAGAACCGUGUGCAUCACAUUUACUCCACCAUUGCUGAACUCUUGGUUGAUCAUCCACCGAAGAGCCAGAAACCUCCAGAAACAGGAGAUAAAGGAAUUCUCAUGUUGGAUCUGGACACAGCCAGUCCUUUCCUUGGAGUGUCCACUGACCUCCAAACAGCAGAGAGAGUGAAAACCAAGAUGGGCUAUCCCAGCAGUAAGAGCCGCUUCACUGAAGCCCCGCAGGUCCUCUCCGCCAGGUGCUUCUCCACUGGUACCCACAUCUGGGAGGUAGAGGCUGAAGGAUACUGGGACAUUGCCGUGGCUUACAAGAGCAUCCAACGUAAGAGCAAGUACAACAGCACCUUCGGAAUGAAUGCACAGUCCUGGAGCCUGACACACAACGGCAAAGGAAAGCUGUUUGCAUACCACAAUGGAGUUAAAUCAGUCCUUUCUGAAACCUUGAAGAGCAGCCGAAUAGCAGUGAUGGUUAAUUUUGAGAAAGGCAACAUCACAUUCAGUGCUGUGGAGCCUACGAUCUCACAGCUGCAUGAGUUCAAGGCUGAACUGACUCAACCCUUGUGCCUGGGUUUGGGGCUUUAUCGUGUGGAUCCACCCAGUAGAGCCUCUAUUGUGAAAGCUUUGUGAAUAAUCCUACAAACUGUUAAAAUGUUCAGUCAACACUGGAGCCAGACUGCCUUAAAUCAGCUGUAAUUAAGGAGAACUAAAGAUGACAUGCACUAAAGGUGGAGGGGUCUGGGAGUAAAACCUGGCCAAGCCAAAAGAAUCUCAGGUAUAUAUAUAUUUUUAUAUUGUGUUUUAAGUUAUGUUCAGUACGUGAUUUUUUUUCCCCUUUAAUUGUUGAUCUUAAUUUUAGUAUUAUGUAUCUACAAUAUGCAGUAUUUUAAGGAUGGGCUGGUGUGCUUUCUAAAUUAUUUUUUUAUAGAAUAUGACAAAGGGGUAUAUUAUACUGAAAAACUAAUGGGGCAGUCUUCAGUCUGACCACUCGCAGACCAAAAAGAAAAACAAUCCCUGUAAUAUAAUUCACAAGAAAAAAAAAGAUACAAAUAUCGCAGUAGGGGAAAUGGGAUGGAUGAGCUAAGAGCCACACUUUAAUCAUUCUCAUGUAAUGUGCUAAAUCAUAUCCUACAGAGGUCAGAACUGCAAAUUGAUUUUUCAUUGCCCUUUUGGAGCAGACGCAUUCGGCUUCUUGAAUUUACAUUUAAUAAUUAACCUCAGUGUAGAGUUGAAUUCCAGCUUCUCUCUAUUGUAGUCUGAGAGAAAAGAAGUGAAAUAAAAAUAAAAAUAAACUUCUGCUGAACACCACAAGUAACAAAUGCAACAUAAUGCUAAAUGCAGAACUGUAGCUGUACAUCAUAUCAAUCUAAAGUUUGCUAACAUUAGCCACUAUAUAAGCUACUAGUCAGAGUAGAGUUAAAUUCCUUAAUCUCGCUUAAAGAGACAUAGCAUGAAAAGAAA